Molecule: messenger RNA, 816 nt
Organism: Rotaria sp. Silwood2
Lineage: Eukaryota; Metazoa; Rotifera; Eurotatoria; Philodinida; Philodinidae
Source: the annotation of a GenBank genome assembly
AUGCCAUCAUGUAUUGAAAAAUCUUUUUAUCAAUGUAAAAGUGAUGUUGGUACAGGUUGUUGUGUAGAAGUAUGUGGUAAUUGUUCUGAUCCAAUAAAAUUAUCAAGCGGCUUUGUAAAGAAUAUAAAUAUAAAUAAUUCUUUCAAGCCAACAUGUAAUACUAAAAUCAAUUUGCCAUAUUCGAAUUCUAUGGGUCCAUAUCGAAAUCAAUUUACAUUAACGAAAAUAUUUGAUAAUAGACGAGAAUAUGUUGAUUAUAUUGUUACAAAUGUUCUUCGACAAAUUGUUAAUCAUAUAUCAAUGGAUUUUUUACAUCAAUUAUCUUGUUCUUUACCACAAAAUAUUGAACGAAUUCUUUGUCAUGUAACUGAUAUUGAUUCGGAUCGUCUAAUACGAAUUCUUGUUACUGAAGUUCUUAAAUGUUAUUGUACGAAUGUUGGACAUCUUACUGAUUGGUAUGCAUUUGCUAAUUCAAUUAAGCCUUGUCUUUCAUCGACCAAUGUACUACAAGAUAAUGAUGAUGAUAAUAAAAAAAUAAAUGACACUAGAAAUCAAACAUCAUCAAAAUUUACAUCACCCUUUGUUAACAACGAACAACAUUCAGAGAAUAGUGCUUCUAGAAAAAUUCUAACACUAUCAAAAGAUGCUGAAAUACCAUUUAUUAAUGAAACAUCUUCAACUGAAACAAUAUCUCGAACAAAUAGUAUGAUUCCAAUGAGUACACAAUCAAAAGAAACAUUUGUAUCGCUGGGUGCUAAAUAUCAACAAUCAAAAACAAAGCAAAUAGAUCAAAUCAUAUUUUUGAUGCCGUUGUAA